GAUGUAACAAGGUAUGAAUUAUGAUCACCAUUUUUUAACUGAUAUGUAUGUAGUCACGUUUUUUAUAUUAAAUUUCUUAUCUUUUGUUAGGUACGUAACAUGUAAAGAACUAAAGCAAGCAUAAUUUUGUCCACACGGUCGUCGUAUGUGAAGUCUUAUUUCUAAAACAAAGAAUAAAAAAUGGCUUCGCCACCUAAGAAAUUAAAGAUUGAGGAAAAUGGAUCUCGUUUGAGUAAACUUUUAAUCAAUAAAGGAACCCAAGCCUUAAAAACAACACUGCAAUCUUUAUUAAAGCCAUCAAGUUUAGCUAGUAAACUUAAAGAUCCCUCUACAAAGAAGACACUAAAAUCUAUAAAAUUUAAAGUCAUUAAGAAUGAGCAAUGGGAUCUUCUUUACCCGUCAGUUGGUGACCCUGACAUUGAAAACUUUGACAUCACAUUAUUAACUGUCUUAUUGCGAAAUAUAUGUGGUCUAAAAGCGCCAACUAGAGGAUGGGAUUAUCUUCCUUCCUCUUCAGAUUCUUCAGACUCAGCAAGCAUUGCAAGAAUAAAGUUUUAUCGAAACAAAGUGUACGGUCACAUAACUACAACUAGUGUAGAUGAUAGUGAGUUUGAGAACUUGUGGCAGGAAAUUUCAAAAGCAUUGGUUGGUCUGGGUAUUCGACAAACUGAAAUUGAUAAAUUAAAGAAAGCUCCCCUCACUACCGAUGAGGCAAAUUAUAUUGAAAUGUUAAAAGAAUGGUAUAAAACAGAAGAGCAGUUAAUCGAUGUCACUGAAAAAAUCAAAGAAGAUGUGAAAGUAAUAGAAAGAAAUGUUAUAGAGAUGAAACAAGAGAUGGUAACAAAAGUUACGAACUUAAAUGAGGAUGUAAAGAAAACAAGAGAUGAUGUAGCAGGAGUAAAAAAAAUGUUACUGGACAAAACAUAUUUAGUUGUCGAAAAGCUUGGAAAGUGUAAUUUCAACGGUCUUAUAAAAAAUCUUAACAAGAAAUACCUUGAAGGCACUAGACAAUGGUUAUUUGAAAAACUCAACACUUGGUUUAACGAUAGAAGUGAAGACGCUUCUAAUGUCAUGAUUUUGAUUGCCGGUCCUGGCGUUGGUAAAAGUGUGUUUGCUGCUGAGGUGUGUCGACGAUAUUCUGAAAAGAAGAAACUUGCUGCUCGUCAUUUCUGCAGAUAUAAUAGAUCAGAUUAUAGAAAUCCUCGAAUAUUGAUAGAAUCAUUGGCUAGUAGCAUGUGUGAUACAAUAUCAGAUUUCAAAUCUAAAUUAAAAGAAGAAUUACAGAGAAAUCAUUCCAAAGAAUCAAUCGCCGAUGUUUUCCUUGUUUUAUUAAAUAAUCCAUUGCAUUCAUGGGAAGAUCAUGAACCAAUGCUUUUGGUUAUUGAUGCCUUAGAUGAAAGCCAAGUUGAUGGCAAAAGUGAAUUGUUGGAAUUGAUUGCAUGA
Xenia sp. Carnegie-2017 is the source of this 1443-nucleotide messenger RNA. Its product is annotated as E3 ubiquitin-protein ligase DZIP3-like. NCBI's taxonomy places the organism in Eukaryota, Metazoa, Cnidaria, Anthozoa, Malacalcyonacea, Xeniidae. The transcript is spliced from 2 exons. The record is from RefSeq and is a predicted model, not a curated record. Bases 181 to 1443 code for a protein of 420 amino acids.